CUUUAUUGUUUUCUGGCUAAACAGGUUUACAGGGCUACAGGAACAAUGGACUCCAGGCUAACCUUAGUUACGGAGGAGUCUGUUAAGAAAGGCAGUGUCAGGAAAUACAAAAUCCUUUGUGUGGUUCUUCUUGCUUUGUUGGUGAUUGUGUCGCUUGGAUUAGGCCUGGGACUUGGGCUCAGGAAACCUGAACAGCAAGGCAGCUGCAGAAAAAAAUGCUUUGACGCAUCGCAUAGAGGAUUGGAAGGCUGCCGGUGUGACUCAGGAUGUACAGACCGAGGGGACUGCUGCUGGGACUUCGAAGACACCUGUGUGAAGUCAACUCAAAUAUGGACGUGCAAUUCAUUUCGCUGUGGGGAGAGCAGACUGGAGAUGAGUCUCUGCUCCUGUGCAGAUGACUGUUUGCAGAGGAAGGACUGCUGUGCUGACUACAAGACUGUUUGCCAAGGAGAAAGCCCAUGGGUGACAGAAGCCUGUGACACACCCCAAGAGCCCCAAUGUCCAGAAGGGUUUGACUUGCCACCGGUUAUCUUGUUUUCCAUGGACGGCUUCAGAGCUGAGUAUCUACAAACAUGGAGUACCCUCGUGCCGAAUAUCAACAAACUGAAAACAUGUGGAAUCCACUCAAAAUACAUGAGAGCAAUGUAUCCUACCAAAACCUUCCCAAAUCACUAUACUAUUGUCACGGGCUUGUAUCCAGAAUCACAUGGCAUCAUUGACAAUAACAUGUAUGAUGUGUACUUCAACAAGAAUUUUUCACUUUCUUCAGCGGAGAAAAAUAAUCCUGCCUGGUGGAGUGGGCAGCCGAUUUGGCUAACGGCAAUAUAUCAAGGUUUAAAAGCUGCUGCCUACUACUGGCCAGGAUCAGAUGUGGCUGUCAAUGGCUCCUACCCUACCAUAUACAAGAAUUACAACAGUUCUGUACCAUAUGAAAGGAGGAUCUCUACACUGUUAAAAUGGCUGGAUCUGCCCAAAGCUGAAAGACCCAGUUUUUAUACCAUAUAUGUGGAAGAACCUGAUUCUGCAGGCCAUAAGAGUGGACCAGUCAGUGCUGGAGUAAUUCAAGCCUUGCAGUUAGUUGAUGAGGCCUUCGGAAUGUUGAUGGAGGGUCUGAAGCAGAGGAAUUUACACAACUGUGUCAAUAUAAUCCUUCUGGCUGAUCAUGGUAUGGACCAGACAUACUGUGACAAGGUGGAAUACAUGACAGAUUAUUUUCCUCAAAUAAACUUCUAUAUGUACCAAGGACCUGCCCCUCGCAUCAGGUCUCGUAAUAUUCCUCAGGACUUUUUUUCCUUUAAUUCUGAAGAAAUUGUCAGGAACCUCAGUUGCCGGAAACCUGAUCAACAUUUCAAACCCUACUUGACUCCUGACUUGCCUAAACGACUGCACUAUGCCAACAAUGUUAGAAUUGACAAAGCUCAUCUCAUGGUGGAUCGCCAGUGGCUGGCUAUGAGGAGUAAAUCCAGUUCAAGCUGUGGAGGAGGGACACAUGGCUACAACAACGAAUUUAAGAGCAUGGAGGCAAUCUUUUUGGCACACGGACCCAGCUUUAAAGAGAAAACUGAAAUUGAACCAUUUGAAAAUAUUGAAGUCUAUAAUCUACUGUGUG
Cricetulus griseus (Chinese hamster) is the source of this 1609-nucleotide messenger RNA. NCBI's taxonomy places the organism in Eukaryota, Metazoa, Chordata, Mammalia, Rodentia, Cricetidae. The record is from RefSeq and is a predicted model, not a curated record.